Molecule: messenger RNA, 1311 nt
Organism: Humulus lupulus (European hop)
Lineage: Eukaryota; Viridiplantae; Streptophyta; Magnoliopsida; Rosales; Cannabaceae
Product: annexin D4-like
Exons: 7
Coding region: 66-1073 (335 amino acids)
Cellular component (GO): cytoplasm
Molecular function (GO): calcium-dependent phospholipid binding; calcium ion binding
Source: RefSeq, a predicted model, not a curated record
GCCUUCCAUAAUUUUCUUUCAUAUAACCCUUUGUCUUCGAGAUCGAUCUAGCUACCUACAAGGAAAUGGCUACCCCUAACCAAAUUCAAAGUCUCACCAAGGCUUUCCAAGGAGUUGGAGUGGACGAGAAUACAUUGAUAACAAUUAUGGGGAAAUGGCAACCGGGAGAAGCAAACACAUUCAGAAAAGAAAGUAAUUUCUUUGAAAAAGAUACACAACACCUCAUCUACCUUUGGAAACAAGGCGAUGUUAUAAGAAUUAAGAAAGAGUUCUUGCUUUUCAAGAAUGCUGUGAUUUUGUGGAUGAUGCAUCCAUGGGAACGAGAUGCUCGAUUGUUAAAGAAAGCCAUAAACGAUGGGCCACAGUCUUACAACGUGCUUGUUGAGAUCGCAUGCACCAGAUCAUCUGACCAGCUAUUGGGUGCUAGGAAGGCUUACCAUUCCCUCUUUGACAGCUCUAUUGAGGAAGACACUUCUUCCCAAGUCAAAAGUAAUGAACGUAAGUUUUUGGUGUGUCUUGUGAGUGUGUAUAGAUAUGAAGGAACAAUGGUGAAUAAUGAGGUCGCAACAUUUGACGCACUGGCACUUGUCGAUGCCAUUACAAGUGAAAUCCGCAAUCAAAUUGAUGUACUAAGGAGAGGCUUGCAUGGAGGAAAAAAUGUGGAGGGUGAAAAGAGCCUCCUUGAUAACGAUGAUGUCUUAAAGAUACUAACCACAAGGAGCAAACGUCAUCUUAUGGCCGUAUGUGAGGUAUACAAGAGAUAUGCUAGGAGGAACUUAGAUGAGGAUUUUGAGGACCCUAAAUAUACGAGGCUAAAAGAGACAAUACAAUGUUUAUGUGCUCCCCAAAAAUAUUUCACUAAGGUACUAGACACAGCACUUAAGAAUGGUGUUAAUACAAGAGUGAAUAAAGCACUGACUAGAGUAAUUGUCACUCGAACUGACAUUGAUAUGAAGAAGAUAAAAGAAGAAUUCCAAAACCAGUAUGGAGUGGAACUAUCCAAGAAAAUUGAAGAAAUCGCAAAUGGGAACUACAAGGAUUUCUUACUUACCUUGGUUAAAAGAGGAAAUUAAUAGAUAGACAAGUGAGUUAGUCACAAGAAUCUUUUACUUAAUGGGGAUCUCAAUGGCACAAGAUUUAUUUAUGAGUAUGUGUUCUUUCUUGUUGAUUCUUGUCUUGAUUUUAAGAAUUUCACUUGUAAUAACUCUUGUUAUUUCCUAUGCAAAAAAAAUACAAAUAAAUAAAAACAACGUAAUAAGCCUGUAUCAAUAUAUAUACAUGUUUAAAAAUAUAUAUUUAUUUGUUUCUCUC